Molecule: messenger RNA, 1880 nt
Organism: Beta vulgaris subsp. vulgaris (sugar beet)
Lineage: Eukaryota; Viridiplantae; Streptophyta; Magnoliopsida; Caryophyllales; Amaranthaceae
Product: xyloglucan 6-xylosyltransferase 2
Exons: 1
Coding region: 275-1633 (452 amino acids)
Biological process (GO): xyloglucan biosynthetic process
Cellular component (GO): endosome; trans-Golgi network; membrane
Molecular function (GO): xyloglucan 6-xylosyltransferase activity; UDP-xylosyltransferase activity; hexosyltransferase activity
Source: RefSeq, a predicted model, not a curated record
UCUUGUCAAUUACAACGUGAUUUCGUGCAACACUUUUGCAAUAAAAAAUGAACAAUUCACACUAUUCUCAUUCCUCUCACUCCCCCUCUCAGGCCCUCACCCACUUCCAUUUUCUCUCUCCUCUCUUCUUCUUCUUCUUCAACACCGACAAAUUUCCUCUUCCAUCUUCUCAGAUCUCACCCAAUUCAAAAAAAUUCCUCACAAAUUAUUGCAUGAAUUUCAAAAACUAGCAAAGAAAAUUUAACAACAUCAAAAGAAAAAAAACAAGUCUGAAAUGCUCAGCUGGUGUAUUGGGCAACGCAGAGUUGCCCAGAUCCAAAGAAGUUUCCACAAAAUGAAGGUAACUAUUCUAUGUCUUCUCUUAACUCUUAUUAUGAUCCGCUCAAUGUUGGGCGCCGGCGAAUACGGCACGCCUAAGCAAGACUUUGAUCUACUCCACUCAUCUCUUGCAUCGGCCGGCUCUCACCAUACCCACAAUCGCCGUAUUUUAGAAGAGUUGAAGGACGCCGACGAUAAAAAAUCUAACACUAAUUCUAAUAGUUACGAAUCCUUCGAUAUAUCGAAGAUACUCGUUGACGAUGAACCGGCUGAGAAGGUUGAUCCCAAUAAACCUUACAGUUUAGGUCCCAAGAUCUCUGAUUGGGAUGAGCAGAGGAGAGAAUGGUUAGAGAAAAACAAAGAGUUUCCUAAUUUUGUUCAACCUAAUAAGCCACGAGUGCUUUUGGUAACUGGGUCAUCCCCAAAACCGUGUGAGAAUCCUGUUGGUGAUCAUUACUUAUUGAAAUCGAUUAAGAAUAAGAUUGAUUAUUGUCGAAUUCAUGGGAUUGAGAUCUUCUAUAAUUUGGCACUUUUGGAUGCUGAGAUGGCUGGGUUUUGGGCAAAGUUGCCUUUGAUUAGGAAGCUAUUGUUGUCGCACCCGGAAAUCGAGUUUUUAUGGUGGAUGGAUAGUGAUGCUAUGUUUACUGAUAUGGUAUUUGAGCUUCCAUGGGAGAGGUAUAAGGAUUAUAACAUGGUUAUGCAUGGUUGGAAUGAAAUGAUAUAUGAUGAGAAAAAUUGGAUUGGUUUAAAUACUGGUAGUUUUUUGUUGAGAAAUAAUCAAUGGUCUUUAGAUAUGCUUGAUACUUGGGCACCUAUGGGACCUAAAGGUAAAGUUAGGGAUGAAGCUGGGAAGAUCUUAACAAGGGAGCUUAAAGGUCGACCUGUUUUCGAGGCUGAUGAUCAGUCUGCAAUGGUGUAUAUCUUAGCUACUCAAAGGGAGAAAUGGGGUAACAAAGUUUAUUUAGAGAAUCAUUAUUAUCUUCAUGGUUACUGGGGGAUUUUAGUGGAUAGUUAUGAAGAGAUGAUUGAGAAAUACCGCCCUGGAUUCGGCGAUCACCGGUGGCCAUUGGUGACUCACUUUGUUGGGUGUAAGCCUUGUGGUAAAUUUGGGGAUUACCCAGUUGAAAGGUGCUUGAAACAAAUGGAUAGAGCUUACAAUUUUGGGGAUAAUCAGGUUUUGCAAAUGUAUGGUUUUUCUCACAAGUCUUUGGCUAGUAGGAAGGUGGUUAAGAUAAGGAAUGAAACAAGUAAUCCAUUAGAGGUUAAAGACGAACUUGGCUUGCUUCACCCUACUUUUAAAGCUUUGAAAGUAUGAUCUUCAUCAUUAUUGGUAAGUAUAGAAGCUCGCAAAGUAGAAAUGGAACUUGAUUGUUUUAAUUUUUUUUUUUUUUAAUUUUCUCUUAGCUUCCCCAUUUGUUGUAGUUCCAGUUUAUUGUAAAACCACGGUUCAUUCAAGAAUCAAUUGUUUAUGUUAGUAUGGAUCAACUUAUAUUGAUUCUAAGGAGUAAUUUAAACAAUUAUGUAAAUGGUUAUCGCAAAAUCUACCUGCGUUUUUGUUGUUA